This is a messenger RNA of Acanthosepion pharaonis, 1161 nucleotides long. NCBI's taxonomy places the organism in Eukaryota, Metazoa, Mollusca, Cephalopoda, Sepiida, Sepiidae. The record is from the annotation of a GenBank genome assembly.
AUGUCCACUCUCAGUACAGACCACGUGAUGCAUACAAUGACAACCAUUCUGAUUUCUUUAAACCUAUUCCUGGCUUUCUUUCUUUCUUUCUUUCUUUCUUUCUUUCUUUCUUUCAACCUAUUCCUGGCAUUCUUUCUUUCUUUCUUUAUUUCUUUCUUUCAUCUUUCUUUCUUUCUUUCAUUUCCUGGCUUUCUUUCUCUUUUCUUUCUUUCAUCUUAUUCCAUCUUUCUCCCUUUCUUCUUUAUCCCUUUUCUUUUUUCUUUUCUUUCUUUUUCUUUCUUUUCUUUCUUUCUUUCUUUUUUCUUUUUUUUCUUCAAUUUUUUCUUUUUUCUUUUCUUCUUUUUUUUUUCCAAUCAAUAUUUUUAUUUCUUUUUCUCAUUUCUUCUUUUUCCGAUCAAUUUCUUCCUUUUGAUUUUCUUUUCUCCUCCCAAUCUAUAUGUAUCAUUUCUCCAUGACAAUCUCCGCUUCAAUUUAUCCUCCUCCUCCUCCUCCUCCUCCUAUCUCACGGCCUCUCGAUUAAGCGCCGUCAUUUUAAAUGUUUACUUCGUUCUCCUACGAUAUUACCUACCAUCAGUCUUGAAUCUUUCUGCAUUAUGGCGUGUCUCUCUCUCUCUCUCUCUCUCUCUCUCAUAUGAAGUUUCUUUCGACCUUUCUUUUUUUUUACAUUUUUCUUCACAUUUUGGCAUUUCCUUUUAUAUCUAUCUAUCUAUCUAUCUAUCUAUCUAUCUAUCUAUCUAUCUAUCUAUCUAUCUAUCUAUCUAUCUAUCACUUUGUUCAUUUCUAUCUAACACUUUGUUCAGUCCUAUCUAUCUGCCUAUCUAUCACUUUUUCUAUCUAUCUAUCUAUCACUUUGUUCAGAUCUAUUAUUAUAUCUGUCUUUCAGUUUUUUCGGAUCUAUCUAUCUUUCAUUUUUUCAGAUCUAUCUAUCUAUCUAUCAGUUUGUUGCAACCCAUCUAUCUUUCAAUUUGUUCAUAUCUAUCUAUAUUUGUCUAUCUCUCUACCUGUUUUAUUCUUUUAAUAUAUAUCUCUUUCUCUAUCUAUCUAUCUAUCUAUCUAUCUAUCUAUCUAUCUAUCUAUCUAUCUAUCCCAGUUUCUCUCCUUUUCUUUCUCUCUCUAUUUCCCUACCAAUUUCUCUAUUUAUCUUUUCUGUCUGUCUUUUAA